Messenger RNA from Amorphotheca resinae ATCC 22711, 2907 nucleotides. RefSeq lists its product as hypothetical. The transcript has a single exon. Lineage: Eukaryota; Fungi; Ascomycota; Leotiomycetes; Helotiales; Amorphothecaceae. The record is from RefSeq and is a predicted model, not a curated record. The coding region runs from base 1 to 2907 and encodes 968 amino acids.
AUGAAUAUCUUCCUGGGCGACGAAUCAACUGGCGAAGAUGGCCAGCCGUCUCCUAAUGACAGACUGUCCCAGGAUGCGUUACAUGUCAGCUUCUCCUCAAACCAGAGAUCGAUCAUCAGUGACCAAGCACUGUCUGCUGGCGGUCUGGGGCUUAGUUUUUCGGACGCCCAGCCCCGUGAAGUCAACAGUGGGAGAUCGAGUGGUCUAGAGACCAGCUCUUCGUCAAGCCAGACGCGUGGAGCCCGCAGUGACAGUACGAAUGCUGGUUUCGCAGAAGGCCAGCCGAUUGCAAUUAGAGGUGGCAGACCUAACAGUGCCACUGCCAGAUUCUCACCUUUGUCGUCAGAUCAGCCACGUCAACUUAGUGGUGAAGGGCCAGAUAGUACGACUCCUGACCUCUCAGCAGAUCGACUACCUACAAUUAGGGCUCCGAGACCUGAUCAAUCGAUUUCUCAAUUCCCAGAUUUCUCAACAGCCCGCCCUCGUCAAGUCAACGAUACGAUUGCCAGUUUCCCAGUAUAUCAUUCGCGUGGAUUCGGCGAUCGGGGACCACGCGCUCGGCGGGACAGCUUCUCCUCGUUAGGUCUUUCACCAAGCCCUCCUCCACGUGAAGUCAACAGCGAGAGAUCAGGCGGUUUGAAUGCCUCUUCGCAGAACCAACCACCAACAGUCAACACAGAGAGACAGGGCAGUAUGCACAACUCCUCCUCUUCUAACCAGUGGUCUGCGCCCAGGGGCAGAGAAACUUCGUCUAGAGGUUUGAAUGCCUUUUCGUCCAACCAGUCGCGUGGACGCCAGAGAUAUAGAUCAGCUAGUCCGGAUGACAGCUCCUCUUCUAGCCAGGCGUCUUCAUCGUAUAUGAGCAUAUAUGGACCCGAUGCCAACAGCGGCUCCUCGGUGAAUCAGCCUUCGAUAAGCCAGCCUUCUAUGAACCAUCCAUCGAUGAACCACCCUUCGACGAACCACCCUUCGAUGAACCAGCCCACUACAAGCCAGCCACGUGAAGCCAGCAGUAGUGGAACAGUUGGUCGUGAAGGACCUAACAGACAACGCAGUCACGGGACAGCAAAUCGUCGCCCUCUACCACGAUCAGCCAAUGAUGAUACAGCAACUGAGAAUACUAUGAAUGCCAACUCCACCGCCGGAGCCAGCGGAGGAAGACGCGAUGUUAUCCAAGAUCAACAACAAUCGACUCCUACACAGGCAGGCUAUGGAGUCGGAGAGAGCAGUAGCCAGCCUACCCCCUCUGUUCUUGCUCCCCAACUAGCUCGCUACGGACAACGAAAGCCAAAAGUUGAGGGAUUAGUGGACUAUGGACUUUCAGACAAUUUCGAUGCCGAUCCUUCUAAAGAAGUCCCAGACAAGCUGGUCGACGGUGGAGUUAUUCAUGAUAGACCCGUCCUCCCUGGAGAUGCCAACGAGGAGAUUGACGAAGAAGAAAAGGCCCGAAGAGCUAAGGCUCAGAAGACCAAAGAAGAAGACGAGGAAAUGCUUAAGGCUGGUAUAGAAGCUAAUAAGAAGAACUACGAUGAUGGACCAACAGCUGAGGAUGCAGAGAAGGCACGAAAUGGGAUGUCAAAAGAAGAGUUCGCUAAAAAGAUGAACAUUGAUGUCAAGACUCUGGAAGAGAACGAGAAGACAUUGGAUGCCCUCGAAAAAGCCCGGGCAAAGAUGUCAGAGGAAGAGCUCGCAGUUUUUGGUAUCAAACUCGAUCUUGAAUAUCUGCAGACGGAUCCGAAAGACCAAGAUGACGACGAGAUACCUGAGAGCGGCGAACAGGAACGAGUCCCGUACACUGCUGACUUCUUUGCCAACCUUGGCGACUAUCCGGAGAUCAUUAUGGAAAUCGCCAAGUACCUCAGGCCCAAGGACCUUGUUCUCCUCUUCUCCAUGUCCUUAACGUUCAACGAGACAAUUAAGGGUUUCUUCUCGCACACUAUGUUGACAUCUGCUGCGUACCACGCUCCAGAGUCAGCUCGAAUCUUCCCUUUUAAGUUUUAUGCCGAUCUUUGUGUCCUUGAUCCAGCUGGUCGCCCACACCCUAUGAGACCUUGGGAAGUCCGUAUGGUCCCCAGCCCACGCUGGCUGAAGAUGGUGGUCCAUCGAGAGAAGACAAUUCGCGACAUACUUGCUAUGAUGGCGCGAGAGGGACACCGCAUGCCAAGUGGCAUGGGCCUGUCUCUGAAGAAGAUGUGGUUGCUAAUGGACGUUUCAACCAGUGCUCAGCGGGUCCAGCUGCUCCACAGCCCAUUCUUCACUGGCAAGGAUCUCUACAACAUGCAGAUGUUCUUUGUCAAGCUGGAUAUGCGUUUCAAUGAUCCGAUCGACGGGCCUGGAGACGAUGCACUGAGGAAAUUAAUGCUGGGGCAGAGAAGUCUCACGACUUUAUGUAAGCUACUCAAGCGGGAGAUAUGUCGUGAUCCAGUUGAUAUCAUCAAGAUGGCAGUUCGAUAUGCUUACCGCGUUGUACCCCAGCUUAGGGGGCUCCCGAUGUUUGGGAUUCCGCCGCAGGAUAUCGGGACUGGACAUUUGGAGGGCUGGGGGAAGGGAAGAGUACAUUUACUUCGUCCGGAUGAAUUGGUGAUAAGAGAAUCUGUGAGACGGGGUCUGGGUCUGAAGGACCAUAUCAUGGGAAUGUUUCUCUGGGGAUACGUCGAUCCGAUGACAGGACUCGAUAUUGAGGUUACGGAAGAGGAGAUGUAUAUGUCGGAGGAUGAGGACCAGGAUUCCAGCAGUGAUCAGGAGGUUGAAGAAGAUGAGAGAAUGGAUAAGGUGGUCAUGAGAAGACUCCUGCAGAAGGUCAUGAAUAGGCUCAGUGAGCAGGAAGGGGGAAAGCAGGAGGGAGGUGAGGAGAAGCAAGAGAGAAGUGAGGAGACCGGUAAUGGAGACGUGAUCAUGGAUGAUUGA